Phoenix dactylifera (date palm) is the source of this 2112-nucleotide messenger RNA. NCBI's taxonomy places the organism in Eukaryota, Viridiplantae, Streptophyta, Magnoliopsida, Arecales, Arecaceae. The record is from RefSeq and is a predicted model, not a curated record.
AUGGCAGCCCUUGGAGCAUACAAGGUUGCUGAAACUAUAGCUGAGGAGAGCUUGACUAGCCAAACAGUACAAACAGAUUCCGAUCUUGAAGUUUUUUCGAGCGAAGUCCAGCCUGGUCGCAUACCCAUGAAUCCUAAAUUGCUCCAAUCAGCAAGAUCAGGAGACAAAAGAAUUUUGGAUGAGUUACUACGACCAGGAGAUUUUCCUUCUAGAGCUUCGGCGGGGGAGAUCGCAAUAACAGUACCAGAGGAUUCUCCAAUACAAGAAGAUACCAGCUGCCUCCUUGGAGUUACACUCGAGGGAAACACCGUCCUCCAUAUAGUUGCUAGCCGAGGACAUCACGAGAUUGCCAAGGAGAUCUGUUGUAGAGAGAUCUCUCUUUUGGCAGCACCAAACACGAGGCUCGAUACUCCAUUGCAUUGCGCUGCCAGGGCAGGGGAUGACAAGAUGGUCUCUCUUAUUAUCCAGUUUGCAAGGGAGGGCGAGAUCGAAGAAAGGAGAGUCUUGAGGGCCAAGAACAGGGACGAGGCAAAUGCUUUACAUGAGGCUGCCAAAUAUAACCAUGCGAGUGUAGCCAAAGUACUAAUGGAGGAGGAUUCAGGACUGGCGUCAAUGCCGAAUAGUGUUGGCAUGUUUCCGCUCUAUCUGGCCAUCACGUCAGGAUCCUUUGAUGUAGCCAAAGCCUUGUUACAGUCUUCCUUUUGGGAGAAAGCUUCUCCAGCAUCUUAUGCAGGCUUUAACAAGAAAACUGCGUUGCAUGUAGCAGUCCUUCUGAGUCGAGAAAUUACUGAAGACAUAUUGCAACGGAAGCCGAUGCUUGCCAAAGGUGUCGAUUCCUCUGGAAGAAUUCCUCUUCAUUAUGCAGCUUCAGAUGGUCAUCAUGAUAUGGUGAAGCUAUUAUUAGAGCGCGAUCCCUCUACAGCCUAUCUUGCAGAUGCCAAGUAUGGCUUAUUUCCCAUACACAUUGCAGCUAUGAUGGGCAACAUUCCUAUAGUUGAUCAGAUUUUAAAACAGUGCCCAGAUACAGACGAAUUAUUAGACAAGGAGGGAAAGAAUUUUCUUCAUGCCGCUUUUAAAAGGGGAAAGCUUGAUCUGGUCAAGAGAAUUAUCUCCAGGAGACCGGAUCUCAGGAAGCUCUUAAAUGACCAGGAUAACGAGGGAAAUACGCCGUUACACACGGCUGUUAAAAACAGCGACCAACGGAGCGUGCAUUUUCUUCUCCGGAACCAAACCGUAUGCGUCAACGUUAUCAACCACGACGGCUUCACCCCUCUCGACUUGGCUUACCGAAUGUUGGAUGAUAAAGGCCUGCAAUUCUGGAUGAAUGCAAAAUUCUGCAUUGCCAUCUGCUUGGCUUUAACAAAGGCUCUGUCCAGUCCACGAGAAUUGCAUCAUUUAGAGACCGGUGAAUUAUCCAGUGAUGAGACCAAAGAGAAACUGUCCGGCGAUGAUAAGUUCAAAAAAGAAUCAUCCAACAUCGAGGACAAGGAAAUCAGGAGACAGGUGGAUUUAGGCAAAGAUUAUUGGAUUGCUGCGGUGUUGAUUGCUACGGUCACAUUUGCUGCUGGUUUCACCGUCCCCGGGGGGUACAUAGCUGAUGAUCAUCCAGGCCGUGGCACAGCAGUUCUAGCAAAAGAUUAUGCCUUCAAGGUAUUCCUAGUCUCAGAUUCCACCGCGUUGGGCUGCUCCAUCCUAGCCACAUGCUGGCUCCUAAUUGCAGGAACGUCGAUGGUUGAUACACAUACUCGCAGAAUAGCCCAUUGUGGGGCUAUAAGUUGUCUAUGGGUGGCAUUUAUGGGCAUGUCCACUGCAUUCGCGAUGGCUAUAUAUGUAGUGUUGCCUCCCAGCUGCAAGCGUAUCCGCAUUAUUUUCUGCAUCAUUGCUCUCGGAGCCCCUUUUCUAGUUCAUAUGGCGGCAUAUUAUAACGCCUAUGUUGUGCUGAAAACAGUAAGAAUCAGGCAAGGGUAUAGACAAUGUAUUUACCCAACCACACACCCGCAUGAUGUGGAACGCCUUGGUCCUGCUUUGCUGAUGUGGGGUGCCCGUCUCAUUUUUUGGCUGCUUGUGACAUUGGGCGUUGAUGCUAUCUUUUUCCUGUUCGCGACGCUCUAG